Molecule: messenger RNA, 2444 nt
Organism: Amyelois transitella
Lineage: Eukaryota; Metazoa; Arthropoda; Insecta; Lepidoptera; Pyralidae
Exons: 5
Coding region: 215-730 (171 amino acids)
Biological process (GO): septate junction assembly
Source: RefSeq, a predicted model, not a curated record
GUAUGAGCCACAGUGUUAGUCGCUCUUGGCCGUACGUAGGAAGCGCACGUUUCGUUGGCAACUAAUCGUAUAGACGCGUAUUCGAACGCGAAAUUCAAAGUGGAAGUGUUCGAUAUUUAAAUAAAAAAAGUGGUUUUUAGUGCCCUCCCAAAGGAGUUAUAUUUAAUUUUAUUGGGUUUCGGAGUACGGCGGCGGAGCGCGCGUUGUUUGGACGAUGUCGGCCGGCGACAGAGAAGCAGAGGCUCAGGCCAAGAAGGGAGAUGAGAGCAACACCUCAGAACGGGACAGCAGAGCCGCUGCAGCAUUGAAGCAGUAUUGGUGUGCGGGGCUUAGAAUUGUUGAGCUGAUCAUCGCAAUAAUUGGCAUUGGCCUGAUGGUAGGCGCGAUGGCUUACCCCCAGGUCUUGCAGUCCAACCAUCAACACAUGGCCCUUAUCUUCUCAGCGUACUCCAGUUUCAUCAUAAUCACCGGAGUCCUGAUCAUCGCGCGGCUGCUCGGCGAGACCGUUGGCUGGAAGACCUCCAUCGGAUUCUCCGUCAUCGGCGUCAUACUGUUCACGGCGGCUGCCGCAGUCAUUUUCUACGACUGGCACAGAUCUUAUUACGCCAACCUACGCCCGAACAAGCAAGCCUACGAUCUUCUGAUAACUUCUGGGGUAUUUGCAGUCAUCGAGGCGGCAGUAUUCCUUGUUCACGCUUUCCUCACAUUCAGGAAGGAGGCCGACUAUUAAAUUUAAAAAAAUAUAUUGUUACGGUAUUAUUUCUUAAAUGUUUAAAUUUAGAAUAGAAUUAAACAAUCUUACUUUUUAUGAAAAAUGUGUAUGUAAUAGAAAUGUAUUUCAUAUAGAGACUUCAUUAUUUAAGUGUAAAUAACUACUUACUUACAUAUUAUUCUGUUUGCCCGAAUGAGCAGCUCCUUGAUUUAAAUGUAAUUUUGUAAAAAAAAAGUUAACUUGUUGCCCUCUGUAGUAGCUAUAAAAAUAUUUAUUCGAUUAUUAUAUACUUUUUUAAUUUCUCUAUCAUGAUUUUUGCCCAAGGAGCAGCUCAUUAUUAUUUUGGCCGAAAGUGCAAGUUUUGAAUUAAUUAAUAGUAAGAAAUAUAACCUAUUCACAAUACAAUAUUACCCAACUGCUUAUUUUAAUAUUCAAAUAAGCUUAAAAUGACAUAAAAUAUUUACUUAAACAUGUUAAUUUAUAAAAGUUAUUCGAAAUAAGCAAACAUAUUUAUGUCGUAGGUGUUCAGUUUUUAAUGUUCACUUGUUAUUUUAUAAAGCUUCUAAGGUAAGUGCUAAAUUAGUCGUAAUGCAAUUUUGUAUUUUAUUUAAGUACCUAAGUACUAAAACAUUCCGCUUGAACCAAAUUUUAGUUAAUAAGAGACUGUGUGUCACUAGAUUAUAUUUUCUUCAUUUUAAAAUAAGUUAAAAAUAUAAUCAUACGAAACAAUACCACCGCACUUUAUUUAAAUUCCGAUUUAUAUAACUUUCACAUUUUCUUUUAAAAUUCGAUUAAAUGUGACGACUAGGUACACCGUUUUGAAUAUUCUAACGUUAAAUAGACAUUGUUUUGUUAUAAAAGUCCUUGUAGUUUCAAGUGACUUUCUCUUUUUUUUUGUAACAUUCGCACACAUUGAUAAAGAAUAUAUAUUAUCAGCUCCAAAACAAAGAAAUAAGAUAAGUUAAAUAUAUUGUCAUUUUAACUACAUAAAUAUACAUGGAGUGUUAUUUCAGUUUCGAAUAAAAAAAACAUUGGUCUGAAACUGAAGCGAAUGAAGUAGAUACUGUCUUUUUUUAGUUUAUAUAAUUAGAUUAUGGAUUUAAUUGUAAUCGAUUGUGUUUGUUUAAGAUUAUAAAAGGGAGAAACCAAAGCAGUAAUCAGUAUCCGUCCAGAUGUAGUUAAGCUUUUCCUUUUACUGCUUGUUUAUAUUUCUUUUCUAUUUUAUGUCUUUUUCUGUAUAAUUUUCUAGCAUUUUUUCUCUAACAUUUAUUUUUAAAUUAUAAUUCAAUAAUUUGUAAUAUAUCAAAUCAACCAACAACUCACGCCAAUAAAAAAAGGAGACAAUUUUUUACAAAUUAUUUUAAAAAAUUGGUGUUUUGGAUCUGCUUUUCAGAGAAAGCAAAAACAAGAAUAUUUUUCAUCGUCAGUUUAUUUAACUGAAAAUUAGUUAAAAUAUGAUUAAGUAACGUUAAUGUGUUGUGAAUGAGAAGAAAUAGAAUGAUAGAGAAUGUAAAAUAAUUAUGAAAUAUUUAAUGUAUUGCGUAGAAUUUAGAGGAAUAUUUAUAUAUUCAUUUGUAACAGUUAUAUUAUAAUCCGGCGCUAAUGUUACCUUAUAUAUUCAUGAUUUAAUAUUAUAUAAAGUGUAUUUGAUUUAUUUUUUAUAUUAUACUUAAUAUAUAAAAAGGUACUCGCGUCACGCGUUAUAAAUCAGAAAAAUAAAAUAUAAUAACUU